Messenger RNA from Amoebophrya sp. A25, 1783 nucleotides. Lineage: Eukaryota; Dinophyceae; Syndiniales; Amoebophryaceae. The record is from the annotation of a GenBank genome assembly.
AAAGAGAAAGUAAAACUAGUAGUAGUAAUAGUAUCCUGUGGAAGUGGAUUCCACCAGCAACUACACAUACAAUAAGAAUAAGAAAGAGAAAUUAUCUAGUAAUAGUAUCCUGGAUCAUUCCACCAGCACCAUAACAAUAGAAUGACUGACGCACGUGUCAUCAACCGAGAUGAAUUCGUGCAUGCGAAUUGCGCACAGUUUGAACAAGUCCCACCAGGCGUCUUCGAAUCGCAAAUGGCUCCCAGUGUGAUAUCUGCGGUUUCCGAAGUGAUAGGUACUACAACUACAGCAUCAGUAGGGGGAUGUUGAUAAGAACAUCAAGAGAAUUUCAGCUUGUUCAGGGAUCCGAGAAAUUCGAACUACACGAAGAACUCGAAGGAGAUUGAAAAGACUCCCGAUUCAACAUCAUCUUCGUUAUCAGGCACCCUUGGUGGCGAGAUUCCGACUCAGUCGGAAUCUCGCCACCAAGGGUGCCUGAUAACGAACCAUCCAACUCCACCAAGGAUAAUUGUUCUUGGCCCCACUUUGAAUCAUGAUGCAUUUAUUUAUAAUUCUUUUUUUUAAUAUGUCGAUCAUAACGUAAAGGAGUCUUCAACUACAUGAUUCUUCUGCUCUCUAAGUGAAAGAACGCGAGCAAAGCCUGGAUAAGGUGAUUCAACAUCAUCUUCGUUAUCAGGCACCCUUGGUGGCGAGAUUCCGACUGGUCCAGAUGGCAUAGCGGGAAUACCGGACCCUCUGAAAAAAGUCCAGGCCUUGAAUGCCUUUCUAUUUAAUCUCCUCUCGGAUGGAAAGCCGGUUCUUUCAGAAGACGAGUACGAAGAGAAGCGGUUGCGUUUAUGAAGAUAAGGUGGGUACUAUAUUAGGAGAAGCACGACUUCUUGUUAUGGGUAGUACUUGUAAUGUGGCUUCAUCUAUAGAGGAACUGCUUCAAUGAAGCAAGUACUCGUAGAAGUAGAAGAGCAGGUGUUGAUGAUGUACUUACUACUGCUAGUAGAAGAUGAAGGUGGUGGACCUACUACUUCUUUCUGAUAUAUUCCGAUCAUCAAGGGAAUAAAUAAUGAAGUUGAGACAACUACAUGCAGUUUGAGUCGUUUGACUUCCCAAACGUGUUUGACAUAGUAGUCUAUGGUGCUGGCACUGAUUGAGAACGAAGGAGUCGUGGGAAUGUUGACUGGGGCCUCUUUCGAGGCUCUUCGCCUUAGGAAGGGUAAGGGUCGGCAUUCCCUUGCAGCUUCCAUUGGCUUAAUCAGUGGUGUCAUUCUUAAGGGUUUCUAAAUUACAUCCCCCACUACCGUCCUUGACCUAUUCUCAAGUAGAAAAAAGGCCAAGGAUGUUCUGAGGAAUGUAAUUACGCAACCUCUAAAAUUCACUUAAUCGAGCUCCACCUCUAGUGCUAGUAUCUCCUGUCCCUACUUAUUUCGUACCUCCUUGAGCUGCGCAAAAAUAUGCGUUUCUUCCCUAGUACCUCCUACUUUCGCUAGUACAACUCAACAGAGUACUAGCGCACUACCUCUAAUAUCCUUCCCUUCCCUACCCCCAUUCGGCGAACUGUAUGAAGCAGCCAAAAGCAAGUUGGAUUUGCCCAGUGAUGAAGAGGCUGCGGAGUCCAAAAAAAUGGGCGACGGUCCACGCCUUUUUAUAAAGGUGGACGAAUUUGUGCAUGCGAAUUGUGCGCCGUUCAAGCAAGUUCCUCCCGAAGUCUUCGAGUCGCAAAUUGCUCCUAGCGUAAUCGGUUCCAUUAGCGAAGUGAUCGCUACGCUUGGCGGCGAAAUCCCUACCGGAC